AACAUAACAUGGCUACACGUGGAAGUAGCUUUUACUUCUUAAUUGACAAAUUUUUGAUUAAUUAAAAUGAGAAACUUCUUAAAUGAAAAUAACAACCAAUGAUCUACCAUCAUGAUCAAGCAGCUACCAGCCAGUGUUCAAUCCUACAUUCGGUCUGGUGUAGCAAUAACAAGUGUCACUCAGUGUGUUGAAGAAUUACUCCUCAAUGCUGUUGAUGCUGGUGCUAAGUGUAUCGCUGUACGGGUAGACUUAUCCUGUUUUCGCAUCCAGGUUGUGGACAAUGGAAGUGGGAUUGCUGCUGAAGAGCUUGAUAAAGUUGGACAAAGGUAUUCAACGAGUAAAUGUCAAGGUAUUGAAGAUUUGGAUUCCCUGAAUUAUUUUGGAUACCGAGGAGAAGCUUUGGCUAGUCUCUGUAACGUUUCUUCAUUACUAGAGAUUAACACUCGAACACAACUCUCAGCUCAAACCUAUAGUAAGAUUUUCCAACAUGGGAAGCCUUUACCUACCAUAGAAUCAAAGAAUCCUCGCCCUAGUCCAGGAACCACUGUUACACUGCAUAAUUUGUUCUACAACCUUCCUGUAAGGCAAAAGUCAAUUAGGUUGAGUUUAGAGCUUGAAAAUAUUUGUCAUCGUGUUGAAGCCUUGGCAUUAUUGCAGCCAAAAUUAUCAAUAACUCUUCGUAAUGAUGUCACUGGUUCUGUUAUGCUACAAACACACAAAACUAGUAGCUUGUUAAAUACAUUCUCUUGCCUUUUUGGUCACACCAAAUCAGAAAGUCUCUGUGAAGUUUCGCAUAGUUCUGGCUAUUUUUCACUUAGUGGCUAUAUAGGACGAGACAAUCAUUAUAGGAAAGAUAUUCAGUUUAUAUACAUCAAUAACCGCCUUGUGCUAAACACAAAGAUACAUAAAGUAAUAAAUAAUAUUCUUAAAAAGUCUUUGAUUGUUAAACAAAAGCUAACUUUAGAGAAUAGUGAAAAGUUAAGCCCAUUUAAACUCUCUAAAAAAUAUCCAAUUUUUUUGUUGAACAUUAAGUGUCCGCUUAAUGUGUAUGAUAUAACUUUUGACCCACGCAAGACCAUGGUAGAAUUUAUUGAAAUGGAAAAUCUGUUGCAAGCUGUGGAGGAAAUGUGCUGGGAUUUUUUAAGAAAAGAAAAUCUUAUGACUGUUGACUCUCUAGCUUUGGAAUUAAAGAAAGAAUCUAAGUUUCGGUCAAAUGGUAGCCAAUCUCCUUUAGACUCUACGAUCAGAGAUCCAGAUAAAGAAAUUGAUGAAAAUAUUGAAGACCAACUGUAUGAUAAUGUGAAAUCUCGAGCCCUCAAGUCCUUACCAAUUAAACGUAAUCUCUUUAAAGCUAAAUUGGAUGAACAAGAUAAUGAUGUUAAUAUUGAUGAUAGUGAUAUCCCUUCAAAGUUUUCUAAGAAGGACAAAGAAGAUAUUGAUAAUUGUCUGGAUGUUUCAACUGAAAGCCAGGUACAGUAUAAUUCUGCAGAUUCAAAUGAGACUGUAUCUUUAACAGAAGAUACAGAUGAGUCUUUAACAGAAAAUAUUGGUACACCUGUUGUUAAAUCGUCUGUUAGUUCCAGCAAAUCAUUUGAUUCUUGCACAAAAUUAUUAACUGAAUCUAUGAGCAUUUUCACUGAAACACCUAGCACUGUGGAAGAAGAUUCAGUUUCAUGUGAGAGAUCCAAAUGUGUUGAAGACACAAAUAGAAACAUUUUGGCCCAGAGAAAAAUGGCUGCUAAUUCUAUUGUAAAUGAUAGAAUUCUUAAAUGCGAAACAAGCAGGUCAAAGAUGACUCUUCCAUCUGCUUUCCGUAUAAAAAAAAAUUACCCAUCUAGAGCUCCUUCUGAAAUGAAACCUUCCACUCGAUCUAUCUUAGAUCGGUUUAGGUCUUCCAGUUCAGCUCGACAAUUUUCUUUACCUGGAACAAAAAGAUCUUCAGAUCUAAUUAGUGGAAGUCUGAAUUCCUCAGAUAUUUCAAAAACCUUAAGUUUUGAGUCAAAAACUGGACCCACUCAUGAAAGCAGUAAAACCUUAUCAAAUAAGAUGAAUGAGAACGAAAUAUUUUGUCAUGAACAUUUUUCAGGUGAUUCUACAGCAGCAAAACAGGAAGUGGUGGCUGACACUCAUCAGUCAAUAUCAUUGAAGCUUGCUAAUUUAUUGAAAAAGAAAUCUGGAGAUAAAAUGCAGGUUAGUGGAAAUAUAAAGGAUAGAGUUUUAAAUGAAGAAGCAUUAUCAGCCAUAAAAGAUAAGCAGUCUACAGACUUAUCUGAGAAACCUAAAGAAAUACCAGUAUUGAAUAACCAUUUGAUUGUGCCAGAAAAUUUCCCUUAUGUGAAAGAUGAUGGUAUUAGUUUACUGAAGGAGUCAGAGACAAAAUAUACAUCACUUAAGAAAAAUCAUGAUGUUAUUGUAUUAGAUGAUAAAAUAUCUAGUGAUGCUUUAAAAACUUUACCCAAAAUUCAAAAUGAAUGUUGUCGUAAGUUUGGUGAGCAUAGAUUUCUUACUUCUUCAUCUUUUCUUCAAACUUACAGAAAGAAUGAAAAAAAUGAUGCAAAAUCUAAUCUGCAGAUUUCAAAAGACUUUCACGGGUUACAAUGUCAAAACUUUAACCUAAAUUCCUAUUCUAAAGAAGAAAUUCUCUCUGCAAAUAAAUCUCAUAUUUCAUCUGAUUGUUCUAGAAAGAUUGGUGUUGAUUUGCCUAGUUUCUCAAAGGUUCAUAACACUCUUAUUUCAACUAUUACUGACAGCUUUCAAGAACAUGAUAUUCCUUCAAAUCACAACCGGUUUGAAUGUAAUAGAUCUGAUAGUAAAUAUGAAGAUAGAACGGGAAAUUCUUUUGUUUUUAAUUUUGAUGCUGAAAGUAAGUCUGAUGAUGCUAGUUUGUCAACAACACAAGAUUUUGAUAGUGUAGAUAUAACAAAUUCUAGUUUAUGUUUAAAUUCUCACUUGCAUUCUAAAGCAUCAACUUGCACCGAUUAUUUCUUUGAAGAACAAUAUGAACAACCAUUCAGUUUGAAGAAUGCUGUUUCUAGUUAUCAUAGAAAUAAUUCUGAAUCAUCCCAAACUGUGCAUAAUCCCAGAAGUUUACAUGUAAUAAAUUCAGAGAGUUUUUCACCAUGCAAGCUGUUUCCUGAAGGACAGAGCAAUAUAAGCACUCAGAGAUUUUCAAUGUUCCAAGAUGCAUUAAAAAGUAAAGUUGGAGAUAGAAUUCUGACUGAAAGUCUGUAUGUUGAUGGAACAUCAUCCUCCAAGAUGGAAAAUACAGAUUCCUUUAAUUUUGCACAUUCAUCUCAUUCCUACACAAAACCACAUAAAACUCUGAAGUGCUUUGAUAUUUUGACAAGUAAAACUGAAAAUUUUUCGCUAUGUAUUUCUUCUGAGGAAGUCGAAGAAGUGAGCCUUGAGAAUACUUCUAAAUGUUCACCUUUACAUAAGAACUCAUCAGAGUUAUUAUGUCAAAGCUAUAAUAUUUUGCCUCAAAGGAGAACAAAUGAUAUCAGAGAAGAGAAAUUGGAUGGAUUCAGAGUUCCAUGUAAUCCACGCGAAAAUAAGACUAUGGAAUAUAUUCCAUUCAAUGUAUUAUUAUCAAAUAAUUAUGGGAGUGAUGAUGAUGAUGAAGAAGAGGAAGACGGGACCAAAUCUACUGUGGUACAUUGUGAAAGUUUAUCAAAAUGUGAGCUUUCUAAUAAUCAAGGAAAAGGCAAUCCUAAAACAGAAGACUUAAACAAAUAUAUUAAGCAAGUUGCUACUAAUGAAUCUGAGAAAAGUAGAAAUAUUACAGAUAGUUUCAAUUCUAAUCAUUUAGAUUUAAAUGAAAGAAAUAUGUCCAAACACCAUCUGCUAGAGACUAAUACAGAGUUUUCUGAAUGUCCCAAACAUCAUAAUGCACCUGAAGAAUCAAUUCCUUCACCAAAACCAGAAUCAUCUACUUCUGAUACUCCAAGGUAUUUAGAACCAUCUUAUACAAACCUUAAUUCUAAAGCACAAGUUCAGUCACACUUAAAUUCUUUGACUGGUUCUAUUUCAUCAAAAAAUUUAAACAUUACUCAUUGCGAUGAAAGCAGUUUUGAAAGGCAAACUAUUAAAUAUGGUGGCAAUAUUGAUAAAAAGAAAUUAUUGAUUAAUGAAAGUGAAUUGAUUAAAUCUUCUUCAGUGAAUUGCGAUGUUGCAUUGCAUUUGAAUGAAAGGCAAAUAUUUAAUGAACAUCCAGUUAUUAGAAGCUGUUCUUCUCUUUCACAGCAUAGUCAUGUUGCAGCUACUAGAAAUAAGGGUCAAAAAGAAGGCUGUGAUAUUGUUGUUGAUAAUGGUCAGUCAAAUGAUAACACUUGCAAUCGCAGAAGUCAACAACAGGCGGAGAAAAAGCAAAGUAGUUAUCAGGAGAACCCAUGUCAACAGAAUGUUCACUAUUUCAAUGAUGAAGAUCAAACUGAAAAUUAUCCUGUACAUGGUAGUUACAUGACUGUAGACAAUAGUCAAGUGGUAGGUAACCCUCACAAUCAUCCACUACAUGGCCACCGUAUAAAUACAGGCAGUAAUCAAGCAGCAGAUAGCUAUGACACUUAUCAACUGCAUGACAACUGUAUGAAUGAAGGUUGUAUGGAAGCAGAAGAUAACUGCAACAGUUAUGAACCACAUGACCUCUGUAUAAAUGCAGGCAGUAGUGAUGCAGUAGAUAAAUGUAGUGAUGCUCAUCCAUUGCAUGACUGCUGUAUAAAUACAGACAGCAGUGAAGCAGUAGAUAAAUGUAGUGAUGCUGAAAGCCAAGAUAAAAGAGACAGUCCCCAAGACAGAGCUACUUUGCUUGAUAAAAUCUCCAUUUCCAACAAUAUAGAGAAAUUAAAUAUUUCUGCUUCAAAGAAUACAAAUUCCCUAGAAUUUCUCUCUGAGUGUGAUUUAGCUACCAGAUGUGAUGAUCUGCUGUCAGUGAGACAGACUGAUGCAUUAAAUUCAGUAAUGUCUCAGAAUUUUGACUCUGAUAGAUCUGCAUCUCCAGAUCUGACAACAGAUAAUAUGCUGCUGUAUGAUAAUUCUCCUGAAAUACCUCGUACAACAAUGGAUAUGGAACAAAAUUCUGCUGUUAAAAUCUGUGAUAAUCACAAAAUGACUGAAGUGGAUUAUACAGAUUCUACCAAAGAAACUGGUUGUAUUGUCAUCUCUUCUGUCUAG
This is a messenger RNA of Octopus bimaculoides (California two-spot octopus), 5169 nucleotides long. RefSeq lists its product as uncharacterized. The record is from RefSeq and is a predicted model, not a curated record. Gene Ontology annotation, cellular component: mismatch repair complex. Lineage: Eukaryota; Metazoa; Mollusca; Cephalopoda; Octopoda; Octopodidae. Gene Ontology annotation, molecular function: ATP hydrolysis activity; ATP-dependent DNA damage sensor activity; ATP binding. Gene Ontology annotation, biological process: mismatch repair.